Molecule: messenger RNA, 1708 nt
Organism: Perognathus longimembris pacificus (Pacific pocket mouse)
Lineage: Eukaryota; Metazoa; Chordata; Mammalia; Rodentia; Heteromyidae
Gene: Dctn2
Product: dynactin subunit 2
Exons: 15
Coding region: 140-1354 (404 amino acids)
Biological process (GO): mitotic spindle organization
Cellular component (GO): cytoplasm; dynactin complex; centrosome
Source: RefSeq, a predicted model, not a curated record
CGCGAGACUUCCUUCACCUCCGCCGCUCCCUUUGCCGCCGCCUUAGCUGGGGACCCGGACCCAGCCUCUCCCCUACCCGAUUCCACCAGCCCCGGCUCCACCGAAGCCCCGACCCCCCCAGCCCCGCCUCGCCGCCGCCAUGGCGGAUCCUAAAUACGCCGACCUUCCCGGCAUUGCCAGGAACGAGCCAGAUGUUUAUGAAACCAGCGACCUACCUGAGGAUGAUCAAGCGGAGUUUGAUGCGGAGCUGGAGGAGUUGACAAGCACAAGUGUGGAGCACAUUAUUGUCAAUCCCAACGCUGCCUAUGACAAGUUCAAGGACAAGAGAGUGGGGACAAAGGGUCUUGAUUUCUCAGAUCGUAUUGGAAAAACCAAGAUGACAGGAUAUGAAUCUGGAGAUUAUGAGAUGCUUGGAGAAGGUCUGGGAAUGAAGGAGACCCCUCAGCAAAAGUACCAGCGACUGCUACAUGAGGUCCAAGAGCUGACAACUGAAGUUGAGAAAAUCAAGACAACAGUGAAGGAGUCAGCCAGUGAGGAGAAGCUGACCCCUGUAGUGCUGGCUAAACAGCUGACAGCCCUGAAGCAACAGCUGGUUGCUUCCCACCUGGAAAAGCUGCUGGGACCAGAUGCUGCAAUCAACCUCACUGACCCCGAUGGAGCUCUUGCUAAGCGCCUACUACUGCAGCUGGAAGCAACCAGGAACAGCAAAGGGAUUUCAGGAGGAAAGACUGCAAGUGGGACACCCUCAGAUAGCAACCUUGUCACUUAUGAGCUACAUUCUCGGCCUGAGCAGGACAAGUUCUCUCAAGCUGCCAAAGUUGCAGAACUUGAGAAGCGCCUGACAGAGCUGGAGGCAACUGUACGCUGUGAUCAGGAUGCUCAGAAUCCCCUUUCUGCAGGUCUACAGGGAGCUUGUCUUAUGGAAACUGUAGAGCUGUUGCAGGCAAAGGUGAGCGCCCUGGACCUUGCAGUUUUGGACCAAGUAGAGGCUCGGCUACAGAGUGUUCUGGGAAAGGUGAAUGAGAUCGCCAAGCAUAAAGCCUCUGUGGAGGAUGCAGAUACACAAAGCAAGGUUCACCAGCUAUAUGAAACCAUCCAGCGCUGGAGCCCCAUUGCCUCCACCCUUCCUGAGCUGGUGCAAAGACUUGUCACCAUCAAGCAGCUGCAUGAGCAAGCCAUGCAGUUUGGUCAGCUUCUGACACACUUGGAUACCACCCAGCAGAUGAUUGCUAGUUCUCUCAAGGAUAAUACCACCCUCUUGACCCAGGUACAGACAACCAUGCGUGAAAACCUGGCCACAGUUGAGGGGAACUUUGCCAGCAUUGAUGAGCGGAUGAAGAAGCUAGGAAAGUGAGCAACUUUGAGAGGUGGAAAACAGGGGGUAACCCUUGCCUUUCUGAACUGUUAACAACUUAUAUAGGGUCUCCCCUUCAUCAUAAUAGCCCUAUCCCGUUUGGCACUGGUGGCAAGGGUUCUUGCAUGUGGGGUUCACACCCCUCCCUGAUACAGGGUGAUAGCUGGGGUACAUUAAACAUGGUUUCCCCUCAGGCCCAGGGGAUGAGGACAUGGGCCCAGUUACUUGCCAGCUCACGUCUUCUAAUACUGCUUUGCCUGGUAUAGGGGCGGACGGGGUCCUUUCCUCCAACAGUUUCUGUGGCUGACUGUAAUACUGUACAACUUUCUGACCAUUAAAUGCUGUUGUACUCUG